Lactuca saligna is the source of this 606-nucleotide messenger RNA. NCBI's taxonomy places the organism in Eukaryota, Viridiplantae, Streptophyta, Magnoliopsida, Asterales, Asteraceae. The record is from the annotation of a GenBank genome assembly.
AUGAAAUGUGAUAACAUCACUGCAGCUGUUAGGGGCAUGUCACCAGAACAAAAACAAGCAAUCUUAAGAACGGGUUUUGGGUCAAUUUUGCAAGUGAAUAUAACAAGUUAUCUGAGGCACCUAAGCUACUAUCUUUUAGAUGUGUAUGAUUCUGAUAGUAGAAGACUUGUCCAACAAUACUCUGUUAUUGAGAUCACAGAACAAACAAUCCAUGAUAUGAUGGGGUUGCCAAUUAGCGGAGAAGACAUCAAUGAGUUGCCAUUGUGUGAUAAGGGGAAUCAAAUUUUGGAAGAAUGGAGGGGACAAUAUCCUUGUGAUAAGUUCAACGGUGAGGAGUAUUUAAGAAGAAUUCAGUCUACAUCAAAAGAUAAUUUGAUUUUUAGCCUGAUUUUUUUGAAUCUUUUCGUGUACGUUGCUGUUUUAGAGCAUAAUUAUGGGUUAAUUCUAAACGAAAAAAGUACUAUGGAGGUUGCAUUGAAGGAUGGUUUGGAAAAGUUCCCUAAUAGUGUGGUGUUGAACGAGUGGAUGGAAAAUAUGAAUGAGCUUUUUAGGGAAGUGCAUGAAGGGGAAAACAAUAAAAAAGUUGUCACACCCCAAAACCAAUAA